AUGGUCUCGCCGUACUACCACCGGGACUUACACUAUCACUUCGCCAUUUGCACAACGACAACUUUAUUUCAACGCCUGGCAACAUUCUCCUGGCACAAAUCGAUGACAAAACUUAGGCAGCAUGAACAGGAAGUUGUGGCGGAGGGAGCACCAGGAAUGCUAAUCAAUAAUAAUGGCAUCAGGAGCCACAGAAACGGAAUUGAUGGCAGCAAAGCCAUUAUUGGGGCCAUUUCCGGCGGCACGGUCGAGGGCAUUGCCGUCAUCGGUAUCGACAUCCUGACCAUCUUCCACGCCUCACAGAAUAGGGAGAAAGGGUAG
This is a messenger RNA of Metarhizium robertsii ARSEF 23, 318 nucleotides long. RefSeq lists its product as uncharacterized. The record is from RefSeq and is a predicted model, not a curated record. Bases 1 to 318 code for a protein of 105 amino acids. The transcript has a single exon. NCBI's taxonomy places the organism in Eukaryota, Fungi, Ascomycota, Sordariomycetes, Hypocreales, Clavicipitaceae.